AUGUUUAUCGCCAUUUCGCAGAGAAACCUCCUGGAGGAGGCUGGCGACAGCGGGCGGCACCAGCACCUCCUGUUCUGGCUCUUCGUGGUGCCAAUCAAUUUCCUGAUCCCGUGGGUGGCUCUCACGCCCAUCUUCAUGAGCUCGACGCCCGCCCAUUGGUGCCACGUGCCCGGCCGCCCGCAGGAUGUGUCGCUCGACCAGUGGAAGGCGCUCACCAUUCCCAAAGAAAGCAAGGACGGCGCAGAAGUGUACAGCGAGUGUCAGCAGUACAACAUCACCCUCAGUGACCUUGACCUUACAUCUGACCUAGCUAGCUUUGCAGCGAAGGUCAAUGCUACGUAUGACCGCAUUGCCUGCCAACAUGGAUGGGAUUACGACCAGACCGACUACGACAGCACGCUGAGCACGGAGCAGGACUGGGUGUGCGGCCGAGACACGCUGUCGGCCAACUGGCAGUCCGUCGGGGUGGCCGGCAACGUCGUCGGGACCUUCAUCUUCAAUUCGCUGUCGGAUAUCCUCGGUCGUCGUCCUGUAUUUGUGGUAGCUAUGAUGAUGUACGCCGUGUUCGGAUUGCUGCGAAUGUACGUGACGAGUUACGAGUGGAUCAUGGUCACGAUGUUCUUGGCUUCGACUUCGUUCCCGCCAAUUCUGGAACUUCCACUGAUCAUCGUGAUGGAGCAGGUGUCUCCGGGGUGGAGAGCGAGAAUCACCUCCACCAGCUUCAUUCUGUGGACCUUCGGCAUGUGUCUCCUGCCCCUGAUUGCCUGGCUCUCGAGGAACUGGGUCACUCUGGGGCUCAUCACCACCGUCCCCUUCUUCGUCUUCGUGCUAGCUUGGUGGAUCCUACCAGAGUCCCCUCGAUGGCUCCUGUCUCGCAAUCGUUUAGAAGAAACGGUAAAUCUGUUAAGGACUAUUGCUCAACGUAAUGGACGUCCUGUGCCUGAAAAGCUCGAGGAGACAGUUCAGGUCCUUGCAAAUACUCAUAAUACAGAGAAGAACUAUGGUUUCAUCCAACUCUUUAAAUACCCUAAAGUGAGAUUGAGGACUGUAUUGCUGACAGUUGGCUAUACUUGUAAUAACCUCUUUUACUAUGGCCUGGCAUAUAAUACAACCAACAUGAGCGGCAAUGAGUUCAUCAACUUCUUCUUGCUUAGUAUUACUGAGCUUCCCUCAAAUAUCUUAGCUUGGUGGGCUGCUAAUUACAUAGGAAGAAGAUGGACAGAAGCUGGUUGUUUUCUCAUGGCAUCUGUCUUUGCUGUCAUUGCAAUUUUCACCUUGAAUAGUGCACUGUGGCUUAACAUCACUAUGCAUAUCCUGAGCAAACUAUUCAUCACUAUGAGCUUCCUGGUGGUGUACAUCCAGUGUGCAGAAAUCUAUCCAACAACUCACCGAGCUGCUGGGACAGGAUUGUCAUCCCUUAUUUCAUCAUCCUUUGGAACUACUGCACCCUAUAUUGCAUUUUUGGUGAGACUGCUUAAAAGUCUGUUGCUAUGUGAACAUGUGUGUCAGGACCAAAAAUAUAUGAUGUAUAAACAUAUUACCAUUAUUUCAGUAGAAUUUCAAUAAUAAAGAUUGAAAAUCUUCAUA
Molecule: messenger RNA, 1587 nt
Organism: Penaeus monodon (black tiger shrimp)
Lineage: Eukaryota; Metazoa; Arthropoda; Malacostraca; Decapoda; Penaeidae
Product: carcinine transporter-like
Exons: 9
Coding region: 1-1566 (521 amino acids)
Biological process (GO): transmembrane transport
Cellular component (GO): membrane
Molecular function (GO): transmembrane transporter activity
Source: RefSeq, a predicted model, not a curated record